UAGCUUUAGCUUAAGCUUCUCUCAUGGCGGAUUGGACUAGAACUUGAUUUAUUUUGAUUCUUGUAGACUUUUCUUUGAAGCUCUAGCAAUGGCGAGUAGACCAGAGGUGGGGAAGGAGUGGGAGGAGAUGUUGCGUAAAAUGCUACCUCCAGGGGCUCCCUUGCCGGAUGAAGAACACCUCGACUACUCGAUCGCUGUUGAGUACCAGGGCCCUCCGGUUCCUUACGAGGUCCCCAGGGUCGAACCUAUCGAUGUAGAUUCGCUUUCGAUUGGAACUUCUUCUCUGGUCUCUGUUUUAGAGGCUUCUUCUUCUCCGGUCUCCAAGAUUGCUGUUCCAGUCAUGCCCGUGGCUUCCAACGUUUCUAGGUUUAAUAGAUUCUAUAAUGGAGGCAUAGGUUCUGGCUCUAUAUCGGCUGGGAGCUGGAAGUCGUAUUCGACCUCGGGAAUGCAAAUUGAAUCGAAGGGAGAGGAGUCAGAAGAGUCUGAUCACGGAGAUGGAGGAGAUGAAGCCAAAGGUUCGUCAUCGGUUCGAGAUCCUAACUCAGUGUCUGCUACUCCUGUCAUUGGUUCGCCAGAGAAGCAGAAGCGAGCAGCGGUUGUGACUUUCAAUACCGAAGAAGAGUGGGACAAGGAUGACGAGUUGUCUUCUACCAGGUCCAGUAUUGCAGAUCGGGCACAGUCACUCUCCCCUGGUGCGGUUCGGGAUCGAGGGAAGGAAAAGAAGAAAGGAGUGUGUAGCAGAUGCGGGAAAGGGAGUAGGUUGAAGGAGAGGGAGGCUUGUUUGGUGUGUGAUGCUAGAUACUGUACUAAUUGUGUGCUCAAGGCCAUGGGUUCCAUGCCCGAAGGUCGGAAGUGUGUGGGCUGCAUUGGGCAACCCAUAGAUGAGUCAAAGAGGUCGAGUUUGGGGAAGUGUUCUAGGAUGUUGAGCAGACUUUGUAGUCCGUUAGAGGUUAAGCAGAUCAUGAAAGCGGAGAAGGGAUGCUCGGCAAAUCAGCUUCAACCGGAGCAACUUAUUAUCAAUGGAAGGGCACUUAGGCAAGAAGAACUGGAGGAGAUUUUGGGUUGUCCAAUCCCUCCCCUGAAGCUGAAACCGGGGAAGUAUUGGUACGACAAGGAUUCUGGCCUUUGGGGAAAGGAAGGUGAGAAGCCAGAUAGGAUCAUAAGUUCGAAACUGAAUGUUGGUGGAAAGCUCCGGUUGGAUGCGAGUAAUGGGAACACAAAAGUUUACAUCAAUGGCCGUGAAAUCACAAAGAUUGAGCUCAGGUUUCUCAAGUUGGCCAAGGUCCAGUGCCCCCAGGAUACUCAUUUUUGGGUGUAUGAUGAUGGGUCUUAUGAGGAAGAAGGUCAGAAUAACAUAAAAGGAAAUAUAUGGGGAAAGGCAUCAACUCGUUUCAUUUGUUCAUUAUUCUCGUUGCCUGUACCACCGGGAAACACUCAUGAUCCAAAAGAAGAUGCGACUACCUUUUCAAGUAGGUCUGUGCCUGAGUAUUUGGAGCAGAGAAGAGUCCAGAAACUUCUGUUACUUGGCUUGGAAGGAACUGGAACCAGCACUAUCUUCAAGCAGGCCAAGUUUUUAUAUGGGGAUAGGUUUUCUUCUGAAGAACUGCAGGAUAUCAAGCUUAUGGUUCAAAGUAGCAUGUAUAAAUAUUUGAGUAUACUACUUGAAGGCCGAGAACGUUUUGAAGAGCAGGCUUUGAUGAGUAAGAGAGAGGCUGCCUCUGAUGCUGAAGAAUCUGGUUCAGGUGAAAGUGGAGCUGACGAACAUAAGCAGUGCAUUUAUUCUAUCAACCAAAGGCUGAAGCAUUUUUCUGAUUGGCUUUUGGAAAUUAUGGCUAUGGGAGACUUGGAAGCUUUCUUUCCUGCUGCAACACGUGAAUAUGCCCCUCUUGUUGAUGAGGUUUGGAAGGAUCCUGCGAUUCAGGAGACAUACAAGAGAAGAGACGAAUUGCAUUUUCUUCCGGAUGUUGCCAAUUAUUUCUUAGAUCGGGCUAUGGAGAUAUCAAGUAAUGAAUAUGUGCCUUCCGAGAAAGAUAUUCUAUAUGCUGAAGGAGUAACACAGAGCAAUGGCCUUGCCUUUUUCGAAUUCUCACUGGAUGAUCGUAGUCCCAUGUCAGAGACAUACAAUGACAACUUUGAUUGCCCACCUCCACUGACCAAGUACCAAUUAAUUCGGGUAAGUUCGAAGGGACUGAAUGAUGGCUGCAAAUGGCUGGAAAUGUUUGAAGAUGUUCGGGCUGUUAUCUUCUGUGUUGCUUUGAGUGACUAUGAUCAAGUGUGGGCCCAAGGAGUGGGUCCACUGCGCAACAAGAUGCUGAUGAGCCGAGAACUGUUUGAGGGUGUAGUGACACACCCGUGUUUCAGGGAUACUCCCUUCAUUCUCCUCCUCAACAAGUAUGAUGCUUUUGAAGAGAAGAUCAAUCGGGUUCCCCUGAAAGUUUGUGACUGGUUUGGGGACUUCAGCCCAGUAAAACCUCAUAACAACAACCAGUCAUUGGCGAACCAGGCUUAUUAUUAUGUUGCAGUGAAGUUUAAGGAACUCUAUGCCUCCGUCAGCAACCGGAAACUAUUUGUGUGGCAGACCAGGGCCCGUGAACGGAGCACUGUGGAUGAAGCAUUCAAGUACAUUAGGGAGGUUCUUAAGUGGGAGGAAGAGAAGGAUGAAAAUAUGUAUGGAAUUGGUGUAGAUGAGUCAUUUUACAGCACUGAUGUGAGCUCAUCACCAUACAUUAGGCAGGAGUGAACUCAUUCUUUCCCCAGUAGUGAGCCUCUUUUUUGUGCUUGCUACUGUUUUUCAGAAAGAUUUGAGUACAUCAAUUUUUUUAUUCAGAUAAUUUUCAUAGCCCAUUCUAGGGUUCUGUAUGAAUGCAAUUGAUGAAGGUAGGAAGCAGUAACAUACUAUGCCUAAGAGGGCUAGGAGGUCAUUCAGGACACAUAGGAGUAGCAUUGAGGCCAGAAGCGAGGUGUAGAGCUCUGUAUAGUUUUGGUUCGUACUAGAUUCUUAUGAUUACUUGCUCUUUAUAGUGUAGGUUCACAUUAGAAUAUUGGAUCACCUUGCACCUUGAUAUAACGAAUAUUAUAUUUGUGAUGAAUACCAUUG
Telopea speciosissima is the source of this 3097-nucleotide messenger RNA. Its product is annotated as extra-large guanine nucleotide-binding protein 3-like. Gene Ontology annotation, biological process: adenylate cyclase-modulating G protein-coupled receptor signaling pathway. Lineage: Eukaryota; Viridiplantae; Streptophyta; Magnoliopsida; Proteales; Proteaceae. The transcript is spliced from 8 exons. Gene Ontology annotation, molecular function: G-protein beta/gamma-subunit complex binding; GTPase activity; G protein-coupled receptor binding. The record is from RefSeq and is a predicted model, not a curated record. Bases 89 to 2740 code for a protein of 883 amino acids. Gene Ontology annotation, cellular component: heterotrimeric G-protein complex.